This is a messenger RNA of Paramuricea clavata, 1011 nucleotides long. NCBI's taxonomy places the organism in Eukaryota, Metazoa, Cnidaria, Anthozoa, Malacalcyonacea, Plexauridae. The record is from the annotation of a GenBank genome assembly.
AUGGCGACUUUCGCUACACCUCGUGGCGAACCUUUAGUUCCAAAGGAAGAUUGUUCUCCUUUUGACAUUGGGUUCGUUUAUUCUACAAUUUCCAAGGCUUCUCCGGCAGAGAAGUUUCGCUUCAUCAACAAUGUUUGGAAGCCUUCUUUGAAUUAUAGUUUUCCUGCAUCGGUUGAAGCCGCAGGAAAGCUACGAAAGUGUAGACACGAGUGGUUAGUUCGAUUCACAUGGCUUGUGUAUUCAAGGUAUCUCGAUGGCAUCUUCUGUCUUCCAUGCUGUUGUUUUGGAAUACAAUAUGGCAAAAACGCAGCGAGGCUACAGAAGCUUUUCCGAUCGCCGCUUACUUUCUGGACAACGGCUGUAACGCGACUCCAAAAUCACUCAUCCGGCAAGUGUGAAACACACAGCUUCUCUGUGGUGGCCAUGGCAAACUUCAUGGAUGUGAUGACGAGACGCACUGUGGCGAUUGACGAGCAGUUAAACCAGAUUACUUUUCGGCAGAUCCAACAGAAUCGUGAAAAGAUGAAGUCUAUUAUUAAGACUGUAGUGUUUUGUGGUCAAAAUGCAGUGGCUUUACGUGGUGCAAGAGAUGACAAUCCUGACGACGAAACUCUUCAGGGCAAUUUCCAAGCUUUGUUGGCUUUUCGUGUUGAUAGUGGAGACAAGACGCUGCAAGAACACUUUGAGAAUGCCCCUCGAAAUGCUACCUACCGUUCAAAAACAAUCCAGAACGAGAUUAUUAACACUGUUGGCAGUUACAUUACUUCAAAAAUAUCUGCAGAAAUUAAAGAAAGCAAGCUGUUUUCAGUGUUGGCAGACGAGGCAGCUGAUAUAUCCAACAAAGAGCAGCUUUCCUUAGUCCUACGAUUUGUCGAUUCAAGUCAGCAGAUUCGAGAGGAGUUUGUUGGUUUCUACCAUUGUGAAGAUGGAACCAGUGGAGUGGCAUUGAAGGAGAUGAUUUUGAAGGCUGUAGCUGACCUUGGUUUACCAAUGGCUAACUGCAGAGGUUAA